Messenger RNA from Prunus dulcis (almond), 1594 nucleotides. Its product is annotated as ultraviolet-B receptor UVR8. Bases 158 to 1396 code for a protein of 412 amino acids. NCBI's taxonomy places the organism in Eukaryota, Viridiplantae, Streptophyta, Magnoliopsida, Rosales, Rosaceae. The transcript has 13 exons. The record is from RefSeq and is a predicted model, not a curated record.
AGAAUUUUCCAAAAGAAAAUCUGAUUCAUGGGUUGGAGGGGGUUUUGAGGGAAAGCCAGAGAGAAAAAUGAAUAAAACGACUUCGUCACAAGGAAGGAGAAGGAAGACGUGGUAGCACUCCAUUUUUCUGGUAUGAGUUAGUUCUGAGUGUGGAAUUAUGUGGAUUUGCAGAACGAGGACGAGUGUGAAUUUGGGUUGCUUAGUGAGAAGAAGGUGGUUGAGCAGUGGCAGUUGGAGUGAGGAGGAAGUGAAGGGGAAGAGGAUCGCAGCGGUGUGGGGGAACGGGGACUAUGGGAGGCUUGGGCUCGGGAGCUUGGACUCUCAGUGGAAGCCUGCCCCUUUGCUUCCCUCAGCCUUUGGCGACCAAUGCCUUGAAGCCAUCGCUUGCGGUGGCGCUCACACUCUCUUCUUAACCCGCACCGGCCGCCUUUAUGCGACUGGUCUCAAUGAUUUUGGACAGCUUGGAGUUCAUGAUGAUAUAGCUUAUACUAAUAAGCCCAUAGAGGUUUCUGGAAUUGACAAGGAAAUUGUUCAAAUUUCAGCUGGGUAUCAUCACUCUUGUGCCAUUACAGCAGAAGGAGAAUUGUACAUGUGGGGGAAGAACUCAAAUGGGCAACUGGGCCUCGGGAAAAGAGCGGCAAAAGUAGUUUCUCUUCCAACCAAAGUUGAAUGCUUGGCUGGAAUCACCAUGAAGAUGGCAGCUUUGGGAUCAGAGCACUCAGUGGCUGUUGCUGAUGGAGGCGAGUCCUUAAGUUGGGGAGGAGGCUCUGGAAGACUUGGUCAUGGCCACGAAUCAGGCAUUCUAGGAAUUUUCAAAAGUACCAGCGAAUAUACACCAAGGCUUAUCAAGAAACUUGAAGGGACCAAGGUUAAAAAAGUUGCUGCUGGAAUGCUGCAUUCAGCAUGCAUUGAUGAAAAUGGAUCCGUAUUCAUAUUUGAUGAAAGAGCUCUAGAUAAAGUGGGGUCUGGACCAAGGAGCAAACUGCCCAGCUCAGAAGAAGUUGCAUGUGGUGGCUAUCACACAUGCGUCUUAACAAGUGGUGGAGACCUGUACAGUUGGGGUUCAAAUGAAAAUGGGUGCCUUGGCGUUGGUACUACAGAUGCUUAUCAUCAGCCAGAAAGAGUUCAGGGUCCUUUUUUGAAAUAUCCUGUUGUCAAGGUUUCUUGUGGUUGGAAGCAUACUGCAGCAAUUUCUGAAGGCAAUAUUUUCACAUGGGGUUGGGGAGGUUCCCAUGGAACAUUUUCUGUAGACGGACAUUCUUCUGGAGGACAAUUGGGUCAUGGAACUGAUGUUGACUACAUAAGACCUACAAAGGUUACUUUUGGGAAGAAUGUGAAAGCACUACAAGUAUCGUGUGGAUUCAAUCACACUGGUACUGUACUUGAAUACACCUAAGCUUCAGCCGCUGUAGUCUCAGCAUUAAGAAGUGCAGUAACUUCAUUCAUUCGUUCAAUAUACAUCAUUUCAUGUCAUUCGUCACGAGAGCAUCAACCACGCAUGGUUAUACUAUACAAGACUAUAGAUAACAAUUUACGAAUUUCUUUUGUGUAGUUUUAGCUAUAAAUGUAUUCAUAUGUAUAUGUUAAAAAAAAA